UCACAACAACAACAAUCACAACAACAACCAACCAAAAGAAAAAGAAUUAACAAUGAUCCAAGCUAUCGUGGAAUCAAACCAAAAGUUCCAUCACCUCAAGAACGUCAGUAAACUCACCUAUUCCGCUUUCCUUUCCCGUUGUGUGCAACACCUCGCCGACGAAGACAAAGAUGACGCUAUGACCAAAAUCAACGAUAUGGUAAAAAAAUGUAGUAUCUAUGGUGAUUUGGUCGAAGCCGCUGGAGGGCCAUGGAUUCUUUGUCUGGCCGACCUAUACCCGGACAGCUAUCUUACAAAGGUCAGCAAAGGAGCUAUGGUCCGAGCAGCUGAAUCCUUGUGCAUUGACGGAUUGCGAACAGAAUUUGGUUCUCGGUUUGCUGGUCUUUUCUUUUAGUUCCUGUAUUUUUUAUGUCAUUUUUAUAUUCCUUUUAGUUGUAUUUAUACUUUUUACAUAUAUACUGUACAUAUCAUUAUUAUUGUUAUUAUUAU
This is a messenger RNA of Halteromyces radiatus, 489 nucleotides long. RefSeq lists its product as uncharacterized. The record is from RefSeq and is a predicted model, not a curated record. The transcript has 4 exons. Lineage: Eukaryota; Fungi; Mucoromycota; Mucoromycetes; Mucorales; Cunninghamellaceae. Bases 53 to 394 code for a protein of 113 amino acids.